Messenger RNA from Adineta ricciae, 1125 nucleotides. Lineage: Eukaryota; Metazoa; Rotifera; Eurotatoria; Adinetida; Adinetidae. The record is from the annotation of a GenBank genome assembly.
AUGAUGCAAAAAGAUUUACCAAUUACGUCUGUGUCACUGGAUGUUGCUCUUCGACAAAAACAACCGAUUUUACGUGAAUGUAAAAUCUGCGGGGCCUGCGCAAAGUAUUCUUAUUACGGCGCAAUUGUUUGCCUUUCGUGUAAAGUCUUCUUUCGACGAAAUAUUACUGAAGACCUGAUCAAACGAAGGUGCGAUUAUGAAAAUCAAUGCGAAAUCAAUAUUAGUAAUCGCCGUCUCUGUUCAGCUUGUCGAUUGGCGAAGUGUUUUGCUGUUGGCAUGAGUAAAGAUAUGAUUCGGGAUCGUCAACCGUCCAAUCACGGGAAAAAUCAAAAACGAUUCCUCAACGUACCAAAUUCGGCCACUCUUAUUCGUUAUAAACAAAUUCCAGCCUUAAAUCCUCUUUCAUUCAACCAAUCCACCUUAUCUCGUGAGCAAUGGAUUCUUCUUUCGAAUUUAACUCGCAAUUUUGACGAACACAGUGGUCAUUCCGACAUUCAACGCUUCGUUCGUGAACAAAAUCUUUUACCAGUCAAAUUCCGAUACCGAUACUCCGCAGUCAGCGAUUUUUUUCUUUUGACCAUGACCAACAUACAGAAUGUCUUCGAAAAGAACCGCGAUUAUCUCUCUCUACCUCACAACGAUCGUUUGACACUAACCCAAACAACCGCGAAAUUCACCACCAGCAUCGGCGGAAUGUUUCUCGUCAGUCAAAGGCAUCUAUAUAAUCACUCCUCAUUCUAUAGAUCGGCUGAAUGCGUUUUUCGACCAGAAUCCGUCGCGACAACCAAACGCAUCAUCGAUCAAUUCGAUCCCGACUGUACAUUUAUGAAACUAAUCCUUGCAACCAUUGCUUUUACCACAACAAACUACACAAUUUACAGCGAAUCCGCACCGAAGUUGAUCAACGUGAAAGCGAUCUUACCUACGCAGAAUAUGUACAUCGAAAUCGUUUGGCGAUAUCUUCUAUAUAGAUAUAACCAUAAGGAAGCGGUCGUUCGACUUAUGAAUGUAGUCCAGUGUAUGUUAUUGGUGAAUAAUGCCAUUGUCGAAGCACACGAUUCAAGACAAUUCAUUGAAAUUGUCGAUAUUGUGGUUGAACAAACUCAACAGAAGUUUCGUAUUUAA